AACCAUCAAACUCUCGGGUAUGUCCUGGUUUCGUUCACCCAAAGUAUCGAUUUCCUAUUUUUUCCUCACCAUACUGGAUAUUGUGGCCAAAUUCAGUAUUUACUCCCAUCUCCGAGCUGAACAGUUGGUCAUGUAUCUACAUAAAAGUGAAAAGUAUGCAGAUUUUGAGAAUAAAUAACAAGCAACUUCAGAACAUUGCUAUGACUCGUCAUUAGAAUUUUGCUACUUCGUACAGUGUGGAUUUAAUCCUUGUACAUUGUGUGUUGUUUCCUCGAUGCCAAAAUGACGUUGAGUGACCCAUUGUUGAAGGAGCUUAAAGGACACAUUGCAAAACUAGUGUUGGGGAGCAAUCCUCCUUACGGUGACGAAAAUGAGACGGUAUUUCUUCUCUGUCACUGCAUCGAAUCAAUUUUUCUCAAAGGGCUGAUUCGGCAUGACGGGUUUAGGCCAUGGAGAACAGACUGCUUCUCAUGGUUUUACCAAUUGGUUCGCAAAUACCACAGAGUGGUCCCAUUGACAUUCAAACUAGCUUUUGAGGAGGUAUUGAAUGAUCCCAAGACAAGAACGCAAGCCGGAAAGAUGCGACUCCUAAUCAGGACUUGUCUCAAAAAAAGAUGUUUACAUAUUCCGAUCCAGUUCCAUGUAGAAAAUCAGGAUUAUGAUGAUAGAAAUCUUCGGGUCAAUUACCAUGGGCAGUCAAUCAUGGGUCACGAAAUUUUGUCACAAAUUUUUCUUUCCCUCAUUCAGCAACUAAGCCACUAUGAAUUCAGAUUUGAUUUGCUCAAUUCUUCAUUUCUGGACGAAAGUUGGCAAAUUCCAGAAGUGGUCAAGGCAGAAUUUGUCCCCGUUUGCGAUAAGUUGGGCCUUACCCUCGGAUUUCCCAUGGGAUUUGCAGUGAUUGUUGAUAUCAUUGCUUACAGUUUGGCUGCAGAAGUUUCUGAUACCGUAGCCGUGGGGGACAUAAUGGACGAAUUCAAUGGGAUUGCAGUUAGGAAUUUUUAUGGAUCCAAAAUAGAAUCCUUAUUUAGGAAGAACCGAUCCAAACCAUUCACCAUCACAUUCAUUAAGGCUACCGAUUCCAAAGGCCAAAUCUACCUCCCAGCCAUUAAGCUGUACAAAAUAUUGGGGUUGGAUCCGGAAAAACUGUCGUACUCCAAAGUUUCAGACACAAAUACGCAUCCUGAUGAAAUUGAUUUGGAAUUAAGUUCUUAUAAUGAUGAUGAGAGAGCCGGGGAUAUAAUUGAAUCCUCAAAGCUCCUAAAUCCCCCUCUUGAAAGUAAGACAAUAAGCCAAGAUCUACUUCAAGAACCGGAUGCGACCCAGUCCACGACACGAUAUCAAAGUAUUAUGGAUGAAUUGGUGUUAUCAGAUGAUUUACAUCUUCCCACAUUACGAACCAAUGACCCAAGUUUGGCAGCUACAGCCAGUGAUCUUAUCGACAUUGAUCUCAACUCACCAGCAGAAAUUGACUGGGAGAGCUUAGGCCAACCAGAAACGUGCACAGAAUCAAUAAAUGCAGCGUUACUUGAACAAGGCCAAGAAGAUAACUUAAAAACGCCGAUUCAAGGAUCAAAUUCUGUAUUUCAAGCUAAGUAUGUUGACGACGCAAACCCUUUCACGGUUUAAAGCCAUUGUAACGUUCAAUAAAAUCAUAUUACAGAUAAUUAAAUUGUAUACAUUUCUUGUUUAUUUUUGAAAUAUAAUAUUUGUCAUA
Folsomia candida is the source of this 1714-nucleotide messenger RNA. RefSeq lists its product as uncharacterized. Bases 283 to 1626 code for a protein of 447 amino acids. The transcript has 6 exons. Lineage: Eukaryota; Metazoa; Arthropoda; Collembola; Entomobryomorpha; Isotomidae. The record is from RefSeq and is a predicted model, not a curated record.